UGUACUUUGUCGGUCCGAGGGAUCACUUUUUCAGAAUGUCUUAUGCUGGAUCGUUAGUUAAGAUAUACAGUCGAACCCCGUUGGCUCGAACUCCCAGGGACCCGCGAAAAUAUCUCGAGCCGCGGAAAAUUCGAGCCAAACAGGAACGCUCAACUUCAGUAAAAAGAAAUUAGUCCUUCACAUCUUGUUCGAGCCAACGAAGAAGUCGAGCAAAACGAGUUCGAACCAACGGGGUUCGACUGUAUUUACAACUAUACUCCUACCCUUUCAGAGCGGGAGACAUACUCAGUGUGGAUACAGAUCGUGUUCCUGAAAUGUUGCUGGCAAACGCCGUGAGGAAAGCUACUAAUGCGAGGGGAAAACCAUUUGUGGAUUUUGUAUCAACAGAAAGCACACAUAUCGAGGAUAAAGCCGAUCGAGGGUAUUACGCAGUGUUCAUAGAACUGGAGGAGAGUCAUAUCAUUACAGAAGAAGACAAUAUGAUCAUGGACGAAGAGCUACGUCGCCUGCAUGAGUGUUAUGACUUGUUCCGGAAGAGUGGAAAGCUUGCACCGGUCCGCCUCUUCCAGGUUACUGGACGCUCGUUUGAGUUACUGGCCAAGGCGAUUAUCGCCUUAAAUCAGAGUACCUCCAUGCAGUACAAACUACCUCGCAUCAUCCGACGACGACCGCUUUUGGAACACCUAAUGAGUCACAAGAUAGAUGCCUCUUGAAAUUUAGACCAUUGUUUACCGAAGGGAAACCAUGAAUGGUUAUCGUCCUCAACCGGUCCACUGUCAUGCAGUACUAUCUACCUCGCAUUAUCUGGCGACGACCGCUUAUGGAGCAGCUAAUUAGUCGUCAUAUAUAUAUGACUCAUGAUGAAAUCUUGGCCAUUGCUGAACGAUGGGCAUCUAUCUACCAACGGUGAUUGCCCAUCAGCAGGGCACUUCCAUGCAAUACACACUGCCUCGCAUCAUCUGGCGGCGACAACGAAGAUGCUUCUUGAUAUCCAGACCAUGGACCAUGAAUAGAAACAAGUGUCACAUGUCGAACGGUCAGCCAAACCGUUAGGACACCUAAUGCCUUGGAGACAGUGCAAUGGUAUAUCAGUCAGAGGCCCUUCUUCAACAAAUUAGAAGGAAUGUGUUGCAAAAUGACAGGAUAAUAAGCCCAUGAAGCAGCACCAGGCUGCACGCUAACACAAUAUCAAAUAAUCUCAGGAAUGAGUUAUUUUUUGCCAUAAUUACCCAGUCCGGAAUAGACGAAGAGCUUUCUUUGCUUCAAUGUGUAACAUGUUUUAUAUUGAAAUUAUAAUCGCUUAAUCAAUGUUACUGGUAUUUAAACAAGUUGAAUGUCUGUAUUUACAUCAGUAAAACUAAAUUAACAUUGUGGUAUCAUAGUUUUUAACGAAACGCCAUCUUUUGUUCAUAUCAAUUCGAUAAGCAUGCAUACUAUGAUUGUUACUUUCUAUCAUUAUGAAAUAAA
Mya arenaria is the source of this 1467-nucleotide messenger RNA. RefSeq lists its product as uncharacterized. NCBI's taxonomy places the organism in Eukaryota, Metazoa, Mollusca, Bivalvia, Myida, Myidae. The transcript has 3 exons. The record is from RefSeq and is a predicted model, not a curated record. Bases 315 to 713 code for a protein of 132 amino acids.